UUCCAUAGAAUCAUAGCAUAUCCAGAGUUGGAAGGGACCCAUAAGGAUCAUCGAGUCCAACUCCCGGCUGCACACAGAACCAGCUAAGAAGGAGCUCAUAGAACUGAGCGUGGUGCAGACAGUCCUUGCACUCCCGCAGGACUGGAGCCAGGCCUGCCAUCCUGGGGAGCCUGUGCCAGUGCCCACCCACCUUCUGGUGAAGAACCUUUCCCUGGUAGCCAACCUGAAUGUCCUCUGAGGCUAGCCUGAGCAUUAAGAAUAAUGUGAUAAUUGGAGACCUUUCUGUGGAAUUUCUGCAACGCAAAGGCCAGAAGUUUUGUACAAAAGCACAGCGCAAGGACAGUGACACCGCCUGACCUAAACGACUCGUGUGCAGAGAAGCUUGCCUGCUUGUUUUCAUCAUUUUAAUUGACCUGCUGCAACAUUUCACCUCAGCACCUAUUUUCGCAGAAUCAUGGAACCGUUUGAAUCAGAAGGGACCCUUAAAGGCCACCUGGUCCAGCUCUCCCACAACAAACGGGGACACCUACAGCUAGGUCAGGCCGCUCAAAGCCCAGUCCAGCCUGAGCCCUCCGAGCCUCCCGGCAGGGCCGCGGCCGGGAGGAGCCCGGUGCCGCCGCGGCCGCCUCCCUCCCUCCCUCUUUCCUUCCCGCCCAGCCUCCGGCGCUGCCUCCCCGCAGCAGAGCUGGGGAUGGCGGGGCUGGCCGGGGUGCUGUGCCUCGCCGCCGCCGCCGCCUGCCUGCUCCCGGCGCAGGGGCGGGAAAGCGACGCGGGAUGGACUCAGCAGAAGUAUUCUCACCAACCAAGUACUUUACAUCCUGAUGCUAUCCAAAAUGUUGCAGAAAAAACAGAUGUUUCUGAAAUGUGGGAGAACGAUUUGCGCCCCAUCCUGAUUGAAAGAUACCCAGGGUCACCAGGAAAUCACGCCGUACGACAGCACAUCAAGCAGCGUCUUCAAAGACUCCAGGCUGGUUGGGAAAUUGAAGAAGAUACCUUUCAGAAGUACACACCCUAUGGGUAUCAAACAUUUUCAAAUAUCAUCAGCACUCUCAACCCCUCUGCAAAGCGCCACCUGGUCCUCGCUUGUCACUACGACUCAAAGUUCUUUGGCCCACAGUGGCACGGAAGAGUGUUUGUGGGAGCAACCGACUCAGCUGUGCCCUGUGCCAUGAUGCUGGAGCUGGCACGCGCCCUGGACAACAAGCUUCAGUCCAUCCAGACAAGCUCAACAUCAAGACCAGACCUUUCACUUCAGCUUAUCUUUUUUGAUGGAGAAGAAGCUUUUGUCCGGUGGUCCCCUUCUGAUUCCCUCUAUGGGUCUCAACACUUGGCUCAAAAAAUGGUAUCUACUCCACAUCCACCAGGUUCAACCACCACAAACAGACUCCAGGGCAUGGACCUGCUGGUACUACUGGAUUUAAUAGGCGCACCAAACCCUGUCUUUCCCAAUUAUUUUCCAAACACUAGCAGAUGGUUUCAGAGGCUUCAAGCAAUUGAGCAGAAGCUACACGGUAUGAAUCUGUUGAAGAAUCACCUUGAUGAAACACAGUAUUUCCAGAAUAAUGUAUAUCGAGGCUUGGUUGAGGAUGACCACGUUCCAUUUCUAUUGAGAGGGGUUCCAGUCCUACAUCUGAUCCCGUCCCCUUUUCCUGAAGUAUGGCACACUAUGGAGGACACUGAAGAAAACCUCGACCAAACCACUAUUGAGAACCUCAGCAAAAUCCUCCAGGUGUUCGUACUGGAAUAUCUAAACCUGUGACAGAAAUGUAGGCUGCAAAUCUUACUUCAUUUUAAAUGUUGUUUGCUCACCUUCCCUUCUGUUAUUUAAUUACAUCAGAGUGCACUGAAGCAAAGCAAAAUACGGCCAUAGCUCUUGUUACACUGAUUACUGUUUCUGCUGUUCCCAGCUCAAUGUUCCAUAUAAAGAAAUAAAAUAUGGCAUUAAAUAAAAAUUAGUUUCAGCCCAGAAAUAAUUUGAUCUUUCAAUGUCUUACCUUUGGAUAGACCAAAAUAAAAUUCCAGAGUUUUCCCA
Messenger RNA from Tympanuchus pallidicinctus (lesser prairie-chicken), 2032 nucleotides. RefSeq names its product glutaminyl-peptide cyclotransferase (gene QPCT). The record is from RefSeq and is a predicted model, not a curated record. Gene Ontology annotation, molecular function: zinc ion binding; glutaminyl-peptide cyclotransferase activity. The coding region runs from base 455 to 1759 and encodes 434 amino acids. The transcript has 7 exons. NCBI's taxonomy places the organism in Eukaryota, Metazoa, Chordata, Aves, Galliformes, Phasianidae.